Messenger RNA from Diabrotica virgifera virgifera (western corn rootworm), 2144 nucleotides. RefSeq names its product tetratricopeptide repeat protein 30A (gene Ttc30). The transcript is spliced from 11 exons. Lineage: Eukaryota; Metazoa; Arthropoda; Insecta; Coleoptera; Chrysomelidae. Gene Ontology annotation, molecular function: intraciliary transport particle B binding; protein binding. The record is from RefSeq and is a predicted model, not a curated record. Gene Ontology annotation, cellular component: intraciliary transport particle B; axonemal microtubule. The coding region runs from base 46 to 2007 and encodes 653 amino acids. Gene Ontology annotation, biological process: intraciliary transport.
UAACAACCCGCUUCAACACAAACAAAUACUCCAUUGUAAACCAAAAUGUAUUCCGCAAACAUCAUCAAUGACGGCGAUUUUACAAGAACCAUUUACACGUUGAUUAAAGAAAAUAAGUUCGUUGAAGCUAUUAAAAUAUUGCAUGGAAUAACAGAGUCUAAUUCGACCAGGGCAGGACUCUCCCUUCUAGCAUAUUGUUAUUUUUAUAUACAGGAUUUUGUGAAGGCAGCAAGUUAUUAUGAGAAGCUCACAAAUUUAUAUCCUGAUAAUGAUGAUUAUAAAUUGUACCAUGCUCAAGCUCUUUAUCAAGCUUGCAUGUACGAAGAAUCUUAUCAAGCUUGUAAUAAACUGGCAGACUCUCAGGAUUACAACGAGAGAGUUGUUAAACUGCAAGCGGCCAUAAAGUACAGCCAAGAGGACGUUUUAUCUGCCAAAAAUCUAGUCGAAGCCUCGAGUCCAAGUGACCCAGACAGAGAUGUUAAUUUGGGUUGUCUCUUGUAUAAAGAUGGGAACUACGAAGAAGCAUUAGAGAAAUUCACUAGUGCUCUACAAAAUCAAGGAUUUAUACCAUCAUUGGCAUACAACGCUGCUCUUUGCUACUACAGACUUAAAGAAUACGGACCUUCUCUAAAAUAUUGUGCUGAUAUAAUAGAAAAAGGUAUCAGGGAUCAUCCUGAACUUAGUAUUGGAAUGCAAACAGAAGGAAUAGAAGUAAGAUCAGUAGGAAAUACUCUGACCCUACACGAAACAUCAUUAACUGAAGCGUUUAAUCUUAAGGCAGCCAUCGAAUACCAACUUAAAAAUUUUGAUUCUGCUAAAGAAGCUUUAACCGAUAUGCCACCAAGAGCGGAAUACGAGUUAGAUGCCGUAACUCUUCAUAAUCAGGCACUCAUGAAUUUCGACCAGAAUCCUACUGAAGGGUUUGAAAAAUUACAAUUUCUUCUUCAGCAAAAUCCAUUUCCGCCGGAAACAUUUGCUAAUAUUCUUUUAUUAUAUUGCCAACAUGAAUGUUAUGACUUGGCCGCAGACAUUCUGGCUGAAAAUGCCCAUCUUACGUAUAAAUAUUUAACACCGUAUAUGUAUGAAUUUUUGGACGCUCUAAUAACUCAACAAACUUCACCUACAGACGCAUACCAAAAAUUGGAUGAAUUGGCCAGUCGUCACACAGAGCAACUCCGAAAAUUGACAAAGCAAGUACAGGAACAUAGAAACAGAAAUGAUACAGAGUUGAUUAAAAAAACCGUAAUGGAUUAUGAAGAAUGCUUGGAAAGGUAUAUACCUGUAUUAAUGGCUCAAGCUAAAAUUUAUUGGGAUUUAAAAAAUUAUCCGCAAGUAGAAAAAAUAUUUCGCAAAAGCGCCGAAUUCUGUAACGAGAAUGAUAUUUGGAGACUUAACGUAGCCCAUGUUCUCUUUAUGGAAGAAAAUAAAUUUAAAGAAGCUACUGGAUUUUAUGAACCGUUGGUUAAAAAGAACUACGCAGAUAUACUAAGCAUCAAUCCUAUAAUACUAGCAAAUCUAUGCGUUUCGUAUAUAAUGACCUCACAAAAUGAAGCAGCAGAAGACUUGAUGAGAAAAAUUGAAAAAGAAGAGGAUACAAUCGGUUUUGAGGAACCUGAAAAAAAGUGUUUUCAUCAUUGCAUUGUCAACCUCGUUAUAGGGACCCUUUAUUGUUCAAAAGGAAAUUAUGAAUUUGGAAUAUCAAGGGUGAUAAAAUCUCUAGAACCAUAUGAUAAAAAACUAGGCACCGAUACAUGGUAUUACGUUAAGAUUUGUUUUUGCAGUCUUAUCGAAAAUCUUGCCAAACAUAUGAUUGUGUUAAAAGAUAGCAUUAUUGAAGAAUGCAUUAAUUUUUUGGAAAGUUGCGAAUUUUAUGGGAAGACUGUCAGGACAGUAGUAUAUAAUUCUUUCUUAGAAGCUAACGAAGUACCGAAUGGGAAAGAGACUGUUACGUAUGAAGCCAGAAAAAUAAAAUGCCUCCUAAUUCGUCUAUUCAAUGUGGAAUCAUAAAGAAUAUGCAUUAAUACUUGUUCGUUGAAAGAAAUAUUCUGCUGCUCUAUAAAUGUACUUUUUAUAGCAAAUAGUGUUGUUAUGUUUGAUAUAAAUAAGAAUGAGACACGUUUAAAUAAAUAAAUAUAUGGAUAAGU